AUGGAGUUUUCAUAUGUUGCAUCACAUUUGGCGAAAAGGCCUUCUAUGACUAUUGAUGAGCAAAAGAUGUUUGAGAGGUUCAGACUAAUGAAUCCUCCUACUUAUACUAGUGAAUUAACUGAGGAUGCAUAUGAAUUUAUAAGGGAGAGCAAGAGGACCGAGUUUGAGGGUUUGCAGCAAGGUAGUAUGUCAAUGGUAGAGUAUGAGGGUAAAUUUCAUGCCUUGGCUAGGCAUGCUUCGAUUAAACUUCCCACAGAGGCUGAGAGAAAAGAGGUAGAUGCUGCAAAGGAGUUGGAGAUGAUUCGGCGUGAGGGAUUUGAGCAGCGUGAAGGCAAGAGGACUCGUUAUUCAGGUGAUUAUGGUGGUUCUCCGCCUAGGAGUCGAGGUUACUUGGGAAGAGGUUGUCCCCCUCAGUCCAGCAGACCCAUUCAUACUUCUAUACCAGCCUCUAAGCUUUGUUACACUGGGUAUAGCUCUUCGAGCUUAGUGCAUACUUCACAGGGUUCAUCUUCUAGACCCGUAGUUUGUGGAGGGCAUUCUAGUAAUUCAGGUUCAUCUCGUCAGCCUGCACCUCGUAGGGGUUGUUUGGAGUGUGGUGAUAUGGGACACUAUGUGAGAGAUUGUCCUAGGACCAGGCGUGAUGGGUUACAUCAGGGUUGUUACACUUCGACUUUCAAGGCUGCACAACCUCCAGCUAGGGGUGGUGCACAGAGUGGUAGAGGUGGUUCUUACUCAGGUAGAGGUUGUUCAUCUUCUGGUCGAGGUGGUGGUCGUGGAAAUUCACAAUAUGAGGGAAGUCGUUUUCACUGUUAUGGUUUUCUGGGUAGGACAGAGGCUGAGGCUUCAGAUGCUGUUAUCACAGGCAUUAUUCUGGUUUGUCAUCGACCAACUACUGUAUUUUUUGAUCCAGACUCUACUUAUUCUUAUGUGUCCACAUAUUUUGCUCCUAGUCUAGAUAUAUUAUCUGAGUCUCUUGAUUUGCCGAUACAUGUUUCUACUCUUGUCGGGGAUUCUGUUGUUUUUGAUUGGGUGUAUCGAUUAUGUAUUGUUACCUUGAUGGGGUAUGCCACUCAUGUAGAUUUAAAGAGAGGAUGUUUGGCUUACUUGGCACACAUUCGAGAUACUAAUGUUGAGACUCCUAUGCUUGAGUCUAUUCUAGUGGUGAGUGAAUUUUCAGAGGUAGUCCCUACCGAUUUGCCAAGUCUUCUACAAGAUUAUGAUAUUGAUUUUUGUAUUUAUGUGGAGUCGGGAACUCAGCCUAUUUCAAUUCCUCCUUAUCAUAUGGCAUCGUCUGAAUUUAAAGAGUGGAAGGAGCAUUUGAAGGAUUUGUUGAGCAAAGGUUUUAUUUGA
Messenger RNA from Solanum pennellii, 1350 nucleotides. RefSeq lists its product as uncharacterized. The coding region runs from base 1 to 1350 and encodes 449 amino acids. The transcript is spliced from 5 exons. The record is from RefSeq and is a predicted model, not a curated record. NCBI's taxonomy places the organism in Eukaryota, Viridiplantae, Streptophyta, Magnoliopsida, Solanales, Solanaceae. Gene Ontology annotation, molecular function: zinc ion binding; nucleic acid binding.